CGGGAUUUCUCCUUCCUCCUAGUGCGUAGAUCUGGGUUGGGCGGGCAGCAGUUCUGGCUUCUCAAGACUCUUGUCUUCCCUGCCAAAGGAGAAUCAAGGAGCAGAAGGAGAAAAUGACUUCUGGGCUUCUGAUAGCCACUGCCCAGAAAGCACUGACCUUCCAAGAUGUGGCUGUGGAGUUCACCCAGGAGGAGUGGGGGCUGCUGGACCCUGCUCAGAAGGACAUGCACAGGGAUGUGAUGCUGGAGAACUAUGAGAACUUUGUCUCCCUUGGCCUUCCAGUUCCUAAACCAACUCUGCUCUUCCAUUUGGAGAAAAGAGAAACACCAUGGCUACCAACAGGAGGAGUCCUGGGAAGUACCUACUCAGGUUUCCUUGUACAGAAGCCAAAUUGUGAAAGCACAGAGUCAACUCCAAUGCAGCAUAUUUCUAUGGGAAAACCAUCCAAGGAAAGACUCAAAAAAGAUGGUCCCUGCAAUUCUAAGUUGGAAGAAGCUUGGGAUUUUGAUGUCAGGUUAGAGAGGCAGAACAACCACCAAGAGAAACCAUCCAGACAAUUAAGAGUCAUUCACAAGAAUAUUUUUAAUAGAUUAAAUACUAAUGAAUAUACUACAGAUGAAAAAAAGGUCAAUAUAGGGUCAAACCUCAUCUCACAACAGAAAGUUACUACAGGAAAAUGUCUGCAUAAAUAUGAUAUACUUGGAAACAAUGUCAAACAGUAUUCAGACUUAAUUAAGCAUAAUAGUAUUUCCCUGGGGAAGAAACUUCCUAAGUAUAAUAAUUGCAGGAAACCUUUUAUUUACCAUUCAAACCUUAUUCAUUACCAUAGAUUACAUACACGAGGAAAAGACCCUAAGUAUAAUCAAAGUAGCAAAGGUGUCAGCAUCAACUCCUCAUGCCCUACUGUACAUCAAAAAACAAAUACAGGAGAAACCCCUUACAAGUGUAAUGAAUGUGGGAAAGGCUUUAAGCAGAAGAAAUACCUAAAAACACACAAGAUAAUUCAUAUUGGAGAGAAAUCUUUUGGAUGUAAAGAAUGUGGAAAAGCCUUUAGCAAUAAUCACAGCCUGUCUCAACAUCAAAUAGUUCAUACUGGAAAAAAACCAUUUAAAUGUAAUGAAUGUGGUAAAGCUUUCAGUAGCAAACGGUACCUAAUUGAACAUCAAACAGCUCAUACAGGAGAGAAACCUUAUAAAUGUAAUGAGUGUGAAAAAGCUUUCAGCUGGCAUGCCAGCCUUUAUGUACAUAAGAGGGUCCAUACUGGAGAGAAGCCCUUUGAAUGUAAGGAAUGUGGGAAAGCCUUCAGCAAGAAGGUAUAUCUUAUUAGACAUAAGGUAAUUCAUACUGGAGAGAAGCCUUUUGAAUGUAAUGAAUGUGGGAAAGCAUUUAGGCACUACUCUUCCCUUAUGCAGCAUCAAAAAAUCCAUACAGGGGAGAAACCCCAUAAAUGUGAUGAAUGUGAGAGAGCCUUCAGACAAAAGGCACACCUUGAAAUUCAUAAGAGAAUUCAUAACGGAGAGAAGCCCUUUAAAUGUAAUGAAUGUGGUAAAGCCUUCAGGAACAAGGUAUACCUUAAUACACAUCAAGUAAUUCAUACUGGAGAGAAACCCUACAAAUGUAAUGAGUGUGGGAGAGCCUUCAGGCGGAAGGCACAUCUGGAAACACAUAAGAUAAUUCAUACAGGAGAGAAGCCCUUUGGAUGUAAUGAAUGUGGGAAAGCCUUCAGCAGUAAUCACCACCUAAAUCAACAUCAAACAAUUCAUACUGGAGAGAAGCCUUAUAAAUGUAAUGAAUGUGGGAAAGCCUUUAGCAGUAAUCACUACCUAACUCAACAUCAAACAAUUCACACUGGAGAGAAACCUUAUAAAUGUAAUGAAUGUGGAAAAGCCUUCAGCACAAUUGCUCGCCUUCAAACACAUAAGCUAGUUCACCCUGGCGAGAAACAUUUUGAAUGCAAUGAAUGUGGGAAAGGCUUUAGAUACAGAUCGGGCCUUAUAAGACAUCAAAGGACUCAUACUGAAGAGAAACCCUAUAAAUGUAAUGAAUGUGGGAAAGUCUUCAAGCGGAGCUCAUCUCUUAUGCAACAUGAGAUAAUUCACACUGGAGAGAAACCCUAUAAAUGUGAUGGAUGUGGAAAAGCCUUUAGUCGGAAGGGAAACCUUGAAAUACACAGGAGAAUCCAUACUGGGGAGAAACCAUACAUAUGUAGUGAAUGUGGGAAUGGCUUCAGAUACAGAUCAGGCCUUAUACGACAUCAAAGGGCUCAUAGUGAAGAGAAACCUUAUAAAUGUAAUGAAUGCGGGAAAGUCUUCAAGAGGAGCUCAUUUCUUAUGCAACAUGAGAUAAUCCACAGUGAAGAGAAACCCUAUAAAUGUGAUGGAUGUGGGAAAGCCUUUAGUCGGAAGGGAAACCUUGAAAUACAUGGGAGAAUCCAUACUGGGGAGAAGCCAUACAUAUGUAGUGAAUGUGGGAAAGCCUUUAGGCAUAAAGGAAACUUUAAUGCACAUAAGAAAAUGUAUACUGGAAAAAAACACUUUGAAUGUAAUGAAAGUGGAACAGCCUAGACAAAGACCAAAUUAUUGCACAUAAUAGAAUUCACAGGACAUAAAUACCCAUUAAAUAUAUGCAACUUGAGGAAAAUUUGCAUUGCAAGAGAUCAUGGAAUUCACAUUAAAGGGAAACCUCAAGAAUGUGGCUUGGCCUUUAGCCAAAAGGGAAACCUUACCAAAAACUUUUACUUGAGAAAAAUAUUUCUAGUGUAAUGAACGUGAGAAAACUUCCAAAUGGUGUGGAAGCUUUAAGGAAUAUUAGAAUUCAUGCUGGAAAGAAACUUUUUGAUGUAAAAAAUUUGGUAUAGCCUUUAGGAAAAAAAGAAUUUUCAUGUUGAAGGGAAAUAUGUUCAAAGCAGUGAAUGGGCAAUCUUUCAAAUAAGAUAGAAAGAUAAAAGACCCUAAGAGAUUGCAUUCUUGGGAGAAGCCCUUCUUGAAUGUAAUGAAUGCGAGAAUACUUUCAGGCUUAGACAAAUCUUUAUUACACAUAAGAAAAUUCUUAGAGUAGAAAAUGUGUUUAUUUUAUUUUGAUCGUUAAUAUUUAGUAUAUUUGGGAAAGCCUAGAGGGAUUCUCUUACAGGAUACUACUAAGUAUCUCCUUAAAUGUUACUAAUGUUGGGGCAGCUAGGUGGUGCAGUGGAUAGAGCACUGGCCUUGGAUUCAGGAGGACCUGAGUUCAAAUUUGACCUCAGACACUUAAUACUUACUAGCUGUGUGGCCUUGGGCAAGUCACUUAACCCUCAUUGCCCCACACCAAAAAAAAAAUGUUAUUAAUGUACUUUGGAGCUCAUCAAAGACUACAUAUUGCAGAUUUUUUGUGCAGUUGUAGUUUUUGGAUAAAAGUUUCAGAAAAGUACACAGAAUUCUAGGAUUGUAAGGAAUCUUAGGAGCUCAUGUAAUCCAAAAUAUACUUGGAAAGAAAUUCCUUCUACAAUAUUGCCAAAUGGUAACCUGGCCUUUGAAAUUUUCCAGUUAGGGCAUAUUUCCCUCAUCUUUGCCAUGGAGACCUUAGAAUGUCUGGUGUAUAAGUCUAGCACUAAGAAACAGUAGUGGUCCAGCCCAGUGGGUAAGGGCUAUUUGAACUUGUGGCAAGGUCUGGAAGAGUCUCUAGUGGUCAUCUAGUCCAGCCUGAUUCACCUUAGUUUUCUUUUAUCACAUCAUCCACACAUAAUUACAUUUUUAAAAACUUGGUGCAUUAUUUCAACCCAACAAACAUUAAGCACCUUUAUGCAUUUUGUUUAUCACUGGAAAUAAAAAGAAAAAAAGUAAAACAUUUAUCUCCACCCCUGUCCGUAAGUCUUCCUCUCUUCUGAACUUCCUUAUUACUCUUGAGGACACCACCACUGUCCUAGUUGCUCAAGUUCACAACCUCAAUGCCAUCCUUAAUCCUUCUGUGCUA
Molecule: messenger RNA, 3948 nt
Organism: Dromiciops gliroides (monito del monte)
Lineage: Eukaryota; Metazoa; Chordata; Mammalia; Microbiotheria; Microbiotheriidae
Product: zinc finger protein 665-like
Exons: 5
Coding region: 114-2564 (816 amino acids)
Biological process (GO): regulation of transcription by RNA polymerase II
Cellular component (GO): nucleus
Molecular function (GO): RNA polymerase II cis-regulatory region sequence-specific DNA binding; DNA-binding transcription activator activity, RNA polymerase II-specific
Source: RefSeq, a predicted model, not a curated record